This is a messenger RNA of Gorilla gorilla gorilla (western lowland gorilla), 862 nucleotides long. RefSeq names its product POP5 homolog, ribonuclease P/MRP subunit (gene POP5). The transcript has 5 exons. Gene Ontology annotation, cellular component: ribonuclease P complex. Gene Ontology annotation, molecular function: ribonuclease P RNA binding. The coding region runs from base 44 to 589 and encodes 181 amino acids. The record is from RefSeq and is a predicted model, not a curated record. Gene Ontology annotation, biological process: tRNA 5'-leader removal. NCBI's taxonomy places the organism in Eukaryota, Metazoa, Chordata, Mammalia, Primates, Hominidae.
CUCACAUCCGGUUUGCACCGGACCGGAGAGCGCGGAGGCAGCCAUGGUGCGGUUCAAGCACAGGUACCUGCUCUGCGAACUGGUGUCUGACGACCCCCGCUGCCGCCUAAGCCUCGAUGACCGAGUUCUGAGCAGCCUCGUACGGGACACGAUCGCCAGGGUGCACGGAACUUUCGGCGCAGCCGCCUGCUCCAUCGGCUUCGCGGUUCGAUACCUCAAUGCCUAUACUGGAAUAGUGCUACUUCGAUGCAGAAAAGAAUUCUAUCAGCUUGUGUGGUCAGCUCUUCCCUUCAUCACAUACUUGGAGAACAAAGGACACCGUUACCCGUGCUUUUUCAACACGUUACAUGUGGGAGUCUGUAAGGUCGAGACUUUUCACAAGCUGUUGACCACAGUAACUCAUGUGCCAGGUACAAUAAGAACAUGUCAGAAGUUCCUAAUUCAGUACAACAGGAGACAGCUGUUGAUCUUGUUGCAGAACUGCACUGAUGAAGGAGAGCGGGAAGCUAUCCAGAAGUCUGUGACAAGAAGCUGCUUACUAGAGGAGGAGGAGGAGUCAGGUGAGGAGGCUGCAGAAGCAAUGGAGUGAACCUCUGCUCCCCACACAGCUGGCUACACUGCUCAGGCUUCAGGCCCACUUGUUGAACAGAACAAUCUGGGUAGCAACAGCAUCUUCCACAGUUUUCCAAACUGGAUAGCUGCCAACCAGCGGACAUUACCCACUUGAAAUGGAGUACUCAGUUAAACUGAAGUUGCCUUUACCUAGCAUUCCCUGGUGAAGUGUUGCAGGUUGUGAACUCUGUAGACAUCUUUAUUGCUUGGCUAAGAGUAGAUUUAAUAAAUGUAUCUGGUUUCUGUGGCA